UCAUAACAUAAUCCAUUUGUCAUUUUGUCAAGGCGGGCGAAGGCAGUGUCGGCGUCGGUUCGGUUUCGCACUCCGCAGACGACGAAAAUGGCUGGGGAAAAGGGAAUGACCUCAACCUUUUCCACGUUUGGUUUCAUUUUCAGUGUGUUUCUAAUUUGUGUUUCGCUGUUUUUCGAAAGAUGGAAGCAGUUUGUCAUGUUCUUCCUUUUUUGGUUUUUCUUCACAGAAAGACGUUACCGAUUUUUGUAUAUGAUUGUGAAGACUCUCCCCAGAGACCUCAGAGGGAUCUUGAGGUUCGGGUUGACUUUGGCACAGUUCUACAAGUGGAAGAUCCAAGGCGGAGGAACGGCUCGUAUCUUCUCCACCAAUGUUCGAAGACAUCCCAACAAGAUCGCCUUCCACUUCCAAGACCAAUCUUGGACGUUUAAACAGGUGGACGAGAUCUCCAACCAAGUAGCGAAUGUGUUCAAGAGCGAGGGGGUGAAGCGCGGAGACACUGUGGGGCUGUUGAUGGAAAGCAGACCUCAAGUGGUGUUCUAUUGGCUGGGACUGACCAAGCUGGGAGCAGUGACGGCUCUGAUCAACACUAACCAGCGGACGACGGUGUUGUCUCACUCCAUCAGUGCGGGGGCCUUCCAUAGAAUAAUCUGUGGUACGGAACUACUCCAUGCUCUGGAGGAGGUGUUGCCGGAGUGGCCCCAGUUGAAAGUGUACCUCACGGGUGCGUCGCUCUCACAGUUGCCCCCCGGCAGUGUCACCCUGGACACACUUCUAUCGUCUGCACCCACCACACUGUCGCCCCACCACACUGCAGGGGUUGAUAUGAAUGACAGCUUCCUACUCAUCUACACCUCUGGAACCACGGGUAUGCCCAAGGCUGCCAAGAUGACUCACGCAAGGCUUUUCAUGAUGGCUAGAGGUAUCUACAACAUGAUGUGGAUGCACAGUGAUGACGUGGUCUAUGACAGUCUACCAUUGUAUCACACAGCUGGAGGUUGUCUAGGUGUAGGCCAAGCUGUACUGAAUGGCCUCACUGUUGUUAUCAGACCCAAAUUCAGUGUUUCCAACUUUUGGACGGACUGCAUAAAGUACAAAUGCACUGUGGCGCAGUACAUCGGAGAGAUGUGCCGGUUCCUACUGGCCGCGCCGGACGCCGAGUGUCAAAAAAGCCAUGCCGUGAGAUUAGUUAUGGGCAACGGACUGCGACCUCAGAUCUGGCAAGAUUUUGUCUCACGGUUCAAUAUCCGAGAAGUGGGGGAGUUCUACGGGUCCACGGAGGGCAACUGUAACAUGAUUAACACGGAGAAUCAAGUUGGAGCUGUUGGUUAUUUGCCUUGGUUCGCAACUGUGUUCAACCCGUACUAUCUGAUCAAAGCUGAUCCGGAGACUAACGAACCAAUAAGAACAGAGGAUGGAUUCUGUAUACGCUGCGAUGACGGCGAGCCAGGAAUCCUUGUCGGAGGUGUAAAGAAGUCCCACCCCUUCAGCCAGUUCACCGGCUACGCUGACAAGAAGGCCACGGAGAAGAAGAUAUUGAGGAACGUCUUCAAAAGAGGAGAUGAAUUCUUUAACUCAGGUGAUAUUUUGGUGAGGGAUGAAUUUGGCUACUUCUACUUUAAAGAUAGGACAGGAGAUACUUUUAGAUGGCGAGGUGAGAACGUAGCUACAUCAGAAGUAGAAGCUGUCAUCAGUAAUGUGGUGGGACUGAAGGACGCCAUCGUCUACGGAGUGGAGGUCCCUGGCGUGGAGGGUCGUGCAGGUAUGGCAGCUGUAGUAGACCCAGACCACUCUCUACAGCUCACUCUACUGGCCGAGGGUAUGAGGAAGGCUCUACCAGCUUACGCUCGACCUCUGUUCUUACGAGUCAUGCAGUCUACACCUCUAACUGGAACAUUUAAAUUGAAGAAGGUAGAUCUGCAAAAUGAAGGUUACAAUCCGUCUUCGCUGAAGGAUCCAGUUUAUUUCUUCAACGGCACUGCUUUUGAACCCUUGACUGAGAAACUUUAUGGGCAGAUUGUAAGCGGGAAGAUGAAACUGUAAUGACAACAAAAGUUUAAACUAAUGACUUGCCCACCUGUGAUAAUUUGGUUUAGGGGAGUACAUAGUAGGUUAGGUUGAUGCCAGGAAGCCUAAAUACUCUGACGUUUAACAAGUUCGCUGCCAAAUGCAAGUCCGGAAGAUUGAGGGGGACAAUGAAGAAACGGAACAUUGGGAGAAUAAUGAUAGGCUGAUUUUGGAAACAUUGACUAGAGUAUUUUUUGUUUUUAACAAAAAUUUCUUUAGAAGCACAUUUUUGCCUUGGUUUAAUUUUGAAUAGGUUACUGUGCAUAAAAUGCAGAAAUUAGAUUACUGUAGACCAAUUUGAACCCCAAGGUGUACCACAUGUACACCUCAGUGCUGUUUUGACCCUUUAUAAUUCAAAACAGCAAGGCAACCUCACAAACGUAAAAAAUAUUUAAGCUUUACUUUGAAGAAUUUAGCUUGGUAUUAGUUAAGUUGGGCUUGAAUAGUGUUCCAUAAAAGCCGGCCCAAGUGACGGAUUCUUGGGAGAUGUAUCGUGGUUUAAUGCUAGGCUAAGAGCUUACGUUCAAUUUAUUUUUCUUUGCAUGUUGGUAGCGAACAGGUUAAAAAACGUAGACCUAUUGUUUGGAUUUAGGGGUAAAAAAUUUUUAUUAUCCUGUUUAACGUCAAGCUGUAAACUUGCAUUAAUCCUUGAUAGUUUUGUAUAUUUAUUUAUUUCUGCUGCAUGACUAAACUUACUUCAGAUUUAGUCAGAUUAACUGGUCUCAUUUUAGUCAGUUUACUUAUUUAUAUAGUGUUUUAAGGUUAGUAGUUAUUUAAGAAAAUGAAAAUCCAAACUAUUGAGUGCAAUCGAAAACCAAAUGUCCUUUAGUUGUGUUAAGGCGAGGUUAGAAGGGACUACUGAGAAUAUUAACAAUAUUUGUGUGUAAUCGGUGGCAUUUAUUACUCACAUUCCAAAAUAUUUCAAAGAUAUUCAUAUUUUUAUAACCUUACACACAAACAACGUAGAUAAGGAUUUUUUUGCAACUGAUAAAUAUAGAAUAACAUUACUUAUUUUUACAUACUAAGCGUUAUAGAGUCUCAUUUUCUUAGCUAUGCUCUCAGAUAGAAUUUAUUUCAUUUUCCCUGACUUAGCUUAUUUUUGUUCCAAUAAAAGAUGAGGAAUACGAUGGUUUUUUUUAAGAGUGGGUUUAAGGUUACAUACCUCCCAUCCCCUUCAGAGAUGAAAACAAAAACCUUUUAUAAUCUUAGAGUUAGAAUAUAAGAAAUUAGAAGAAAUUUUAACCCCUAAACUAUUGAGUUAUUGCAACUCGUAUUUACCUAAGCUACUGAUAUCUUCAGACUGCUAAAAUUGAGCAAAGGAUUUCACUAGCAAAUGUUAUUCAUGUCUGAACAAAAACAUAACCUAAGAGUUUGUACAAUAAUAAAGCGUAGUUUUGUUUAAAAAAACUAAUAUCUUUAAAACAUGUACUGAACUGUAAUAGUAUAUUACGUUACUAGUCCUGAAAAUAGGUGUUUACCGGACGAGUGUGGUCGUUCCAUAUUACCAUACGAGUCCGGUAAACAAAUUUUUUGCAAGUGACGUACGAUAUUUUACGCCAUACCACUAAAUCUGUACAAAUCCUUCUAUAUUACCACCAACUAAAGGACUAACAAUCACUAGUCAUAACCUAUAAAAGAGGUUAUGUUUUUGUUUAUAGCCACUCAUUGCCAAAUACAGUAUAAUCAGCUGUUUGGUGUCCGGUAAAACUCAUUACAGUACAGUACUACGCAAUGAAACCCCAUUUGAUUAAGCUGGCGACAAACAGCUGUUUUCUGGAUUAAAUCCUUGCUUGGGAAGUUCAUCAAAAUACUGUAGUAUGGCGUAAAAACAAAUUAAAGGCUUGGAAGUGUAAACGAGAAAGAUCAAAUUAAGACAUUUUAUUUCUAUGCAGAUUCAAAGUAUACCUUUUGCUCAAAUUUGUGUCAAGUACAUAUGAAGGAAAACUUGUAUAAUUACAAACAUUCUGUAGUGCCAUUGCAUUGUAGUGUAUUAAAGUCAUGAACAAUUGUUUUUAAUCGAAUAUCUCUUUUGCUUACUGUGUAAAGCUAAGGUUGUACGUUCAGUAUCAUAUUGCUACUUGCUUUUACCUUAUUUAAAAAAAAUUGUGUAAACUGUAUUGUUGACUAAAUACUUGUUGGCACUUUUUUAAUGUAAUGUGGUAGUAAAUGUAUUUGAGAACA
Messenger RNA from Macrosteles quadrilineatus (aster leafhopper), 4245 nucleotides. RefSeq names its product long-chain fatty acid transport protein 4-like. Gene Ontology annotation, biological process: triglyceride homeostasis. The coding region runs from base 88 to 2040 and encodes 650 amino acids. The transcript has 12 exons. The record is from RefSeq and is a predicted model, not a curated record. Lineage: Eukaryota; Metazoa; Arthropoda; Insecta; Hemiptera; Cicadellidae. Gene Ontology annotation, molecular function: long-chain fatty acid transmembrane transporter activity; long-chain fatty acid-CoA ligase activity. Gene Ontology annotation, cellular component: endoplasmic reticulum.